UGAUUGGUGACGAAGGCAGCGUUUAUUUUGGCCCUGCUACUCAUUUGUCUCAGUGUCGCCGCCAUUAAACAACACGGAGGCAAUGUAAACCAUGGAGUAUCGCGGAUUUAUGCCAUGAUUCGAGGCGCACAGAGGCUUUGCCAAGCUGUGGUUUACUCUGCGAGGGGUUAAUGUGUCCACAAAGGUAAACAUGUGAGAGACCAAAGGGGUCGAAAUAACUCGGAUUGGGAAAGGUUUGAUAGAGCAGGAGGAGGGGGGACUGGACGAGAAGGGUUUGUUGUGGUUUUUCAGCAGCACUCGAGAAACGAGCGCAGCCGCGAAACGGUGGAUCUAUCACCACAGUUUGACCAAACAAAGUGAUCCACAAUGACAGAACAGAAGGAAAAAUGGUCCUGUGACUACUGCACCUAUGAAAACUGGCCAUCUGCAAUCAAGUGCACGAUGUGCCGUGCACCGAGGUUGAGGGGUCCCAUCAUUACAGAGGAACCUUACAAGAUAGGCACUGAUCUGGAUCCCAGUCUGGAGUGGGACCCUCCCAGAACUGAGAGUGGCAGCAGCCUCCUCAUCUGCCCUGACUCGAGUGCCAGGCCCAGGGUCAGGUCAGCCUGCAUGUCCGAGAUUGCUAAUAAGUGGUCCUGCCAGAUGUGCACCUACCUGAACUGGCCCCGGGCCAUCCGCUGCACACAGUGUCUGUGUCAGCGUCCGAGGACCUGCAGCCCCACCGAGUCCCCCCAGACUUCAGGCUCCAACGCAGGCUGCCGUCCUGCUCUCCACUCCCCUGUGGACACCUGUGAGGAGUACAAUGACAGAAAUAGACUCAACACCCACCAGCAGCACUGGACAUGCACAGCUUGCACUUACCAGAACUGGCCCAAAACUACAAAGUGUGUGGUGUGUGACCACCCCAAGCCCAACAGCCAGGAAGCCAUAGAGCUGGGUGAGUCUGCAGAACCCUCACCUAUGAUAAAUGAGCAGGACAGGGCGAGGUGGAGGAGCGGUUGCAGUGGAGGCCAGGGCCAAAGGAGAUCCCCUCCUUUGCCCAAGAGGGAAGACAAUGUCAAAAUGGACUUCCAGAGGAUAGAGCUUGCAGCCGGAGCCAUGAGCAGCAAAGAUGAGCAAGAGAUCGACUUCAAGAAGCUAAAGCAGAUAAGAAACAGAAUGAGGAAAACAGACUGGCUGUUUCUCAAUGCAUGUGCUGGUGUGGUGGAGGGAGACCUGGCGGCGAUAGAAGCCUACAAGUCAUCCGGCGGUGACAUCGCCAGGCAGCUCACUGCAGACGAGGUGCAGCUUCUCAGCCGGUCUUCGGCGUUUGACGUAGGCUUUACGCUGGUUCAUCUUGCCAUUCGCUUUCAGAGGCAGGACAUGCUAGCCAUCCUGCUCACAGAGGUGAACCAGCAGGCAGCUAAGUGCAUCCCCUCCAUGGUAUGUCCCGAGCUGACGGAGCAGAUCCGUCGGGAGAUUGCCGCCUCACUACAUCAACGCAAGGGAGACUUCGCCUGUUACUUCCUCACUGACCUGGUCACCUUCACCCUGCCUGCAGAUAUAGAAGACCUACCGCCUGCUGUCCAGGAGAAGCUGUUUGAUGAGGUUUUGGAUCGAGAUGUGCAAAAAGAGUUGGAAGAGGAAUCUCCUGUCAUCAACUGGUCUCUGGAGCUGGGCACACGUCUGGACAGUCGUCUGUACGCCUUGUGGAACCGCACUGCUGGAGACUGUCUGCUGGACUCAGUUCUGCAGGCCACGUGGGGCAUCUACGACAAGGACUCUGUCCUCCGCAAGACCCUUCAUGACAGCCUGCACGACUGCUCUCAUUGGUUUUACACACGCUGGAAGGAGUGGGAGUCGUGGUACUCGCAGAGCUUCGGUUUGCAUUUCUCCCUGAGAGAGGAGCAGUGGCAGGAAGACUGGGCGUUCAUUUUGUCUCUGGCCAGCCAGCCCGGGGCCAGCCUGGAGCAGACACACAUUUUUGUUCUCGCACACAUUCUUCGCAGACCGAUCAUAGUCUACGGAGUGAAAUACUACAAAAGUUUCCGUGGGGAAACGUUAGGCUACACUCGUUUUCAAGGUGUGUACCUGCCUCUGUUAUGGGAGCAGAGUUUCUGCUGGAAGAGCCCCAUCGCUCUGGGCUACACGCGGGGACACUUCUCUGCCCUGGUGGCCAUGGAGAAUGACGGCUACGACAAUCGCGGUGCGGGUGCCAACCUCAAUACUGACGAUGAUGUCACGGUCACUUUCUUGCCACUGGUGGACAGCGAGAGGAAGCUGCUGCACAUUCACUUCCUGUCUGCACAAGAGAUGGGCAACGAGGAGCAGCAGGAGAAGCUGUUGAGGGAAUGGCUGGACUGCUGCGUGACAGAAGGCGGCAUGCUGGCAGCAAUGCAGAAGAGCUCUCGCCGCCGUAACCACCCCCUGGUCACCCAGAUGGUGGAGAAGUGGUUGGACAGAUACCGCCAGAUCCGCCCAUGUGCCUCUCUCUCUGACGGCGAGGAAGAGGAGGACGAAGACGAGUGAGUGAGGGGGGAUGUAGAGGGGGGGGGGGGGGGGG
Molecule: messenger RNA, 2542 nt
Organism: Thunnus maccoyii (southern bluefin tuna)
Lineage: Eukaryota; Metazoa; Chordata; Actinopteri; Scombriformes; Scombridae
Product: ubiquitin thioesterase ZRANB1
Exons: 10
Coding region: 367-2508 (713 amino acids)
Biological process (GO): positive regulation of Wnt signaling pathway; protein deubiquitination involved in ubiquitin-dependent protein catabolic process; protein K33-linked deubiquitination
Cellular component (GO): cytoplasm; nucleus
Molecular function (GO): K63-linked polyubiquitin modification-dependent protein binding; cysteine-type deubiquitinase activity
Source: RefSeq, a predicted model, not a curated record